This is a messenger RNA of Didymella exigua CBS 183.55, 672 nucleotides long. RefSeq lists its product as uncharacterized. Gene Ontology annotation, biological process: regulation of DNA-templated transcription. Gene Ontology annotation, molecular function: DNA-binding transcription factor activity, RNA polymerase II-specific; zinc ion binding. The coding region runs from base 158 to 574 and encodes 138 amino acids. The record is from RefSeq and is a predicted model, not a curated record. Lineage: Eukaryota; Fungi; Ascomycota; Dothideomycetes; Pleosporales; Didymellaceae. The transcript has a single exon.
GUACAAAGGAUAGGACCUGGAGCGCCUCUUACUCAUCCCGCCUCGACUGAGCACCUCCCCGCCAUCGUUGCUUUGCUUCAUCAAUGUGUUUUUCUUGAGAUGUGUAUCAGCGGACCAUGGCACUGAUCUUGGUCACCAUGCGUUACCUACCUAGCAAAUGCCUCUUGAUCGUGGACGCGCUUCGAGAGCCUGUACCGCGUGUCGCAAACAGAAGACGAGAUGCUACGAAUCAGCCAGGGAUCUAGCCUGUCUCCGGUGUAAGCAUAUCGGGCAGUGGUGCUCUCUAGAGCUAGACAGCACGGCAUCCGCUGUUCGUCACGACCAUCAAUUGAGCAACGCGGAUGUUACACAACAUCAAGAUGAUGCGAGAUAUCUGACCCCAUCACAGCUUGCUUUUCACCUGGUUAUCAAAGAAGAUUUGAGCGUCUGGAGAGACUCGUCGAGAGACUGUCGAGCAGGGUCGCGAAAUUGGAGACCAAAGCCGCAAGAUCUAGUGACCAACAGCCAGUGCAAGUGCGUGGUCCGCAACAGCUCAGCGGGACUUCAAUACCUGAUAAGGAAUCUGCGCCACUAAUCGUUCUUCGCGAGGUCGCUACAGAAACGGGCAUCCGGAUCCCAGACCGAGCAGGCAUCAUUACUCCUUUACACAACCUAGCAAACAACAUCAUCCUG